Molecule: messenger RNA, 4929 nt
Organism: Mugil cephalus (flathead mullet)
Lineage: Eukaryota; Metazoa; Chordata; Actinopteri; Mugiliformes; Mugilidae
Gene: ssh1a
Product: slingshot protein phosphatase 1a
Exons: 13
Coding region: 203-3328 (1041 amino acids)
Biological process (GO): protein dephosphorylation; negative regulation of actin filament polymerization; actin cytoskeleton organization
Cellular component (GO): cytoplasm
Molecular function (GO): actin binding; protein tyrosine/serine/threonine phosphatase activity
Source: RefSeq, a predicted model, not a curated record
AGGGAGUGGCAUCUGAACAGACGGCACUUCUCCACGGAGCAGCACAGACGAGUUACAGACUGUCAGUCAGUCUGUCACUCAAAGCAGCGGCCGAGAUCCGAAGUUAUUUCUCUUCCUUCGCACCGUUUUGUGGAGGCCGAUGAAGAGCGGGUAGCCGGCGCCGGAGAGAGAGAGAGGCCCGCGUUUCGUUGAGGUCAGCAGGAUGCAUCUGGUGGUGGAGCCCAUUCAGGACGCCGUGAUGAAGAUGCUGCCCUAUUUUGUGGAGAACGCCGUGUUGACCCAGAGUGAGAUUAACCGCAUCCUGAGCGAGAGCUUCUUCAUGGUGAAGGGUGCUGCUCUCUUCCUGCAGCAGGGAAGCAGCCACCAGGGCCAGAAAGCACAUCCUCAUCACAAACAUGCAGGUGACUUACCUCAACACCUGCAGGUGAUGAUAAACAUUCUUCGCUCUGAGGACAGAAUCAAACUGGCAGUGAGGCUGGAGAGCGCGUGGUCGGAUCGCGUGCGGUACAUGGUGGUGGUGUACACCAGCGGGCGACAGGACACGGAGGAGAACAUCCUUUUGGGAAUCGACUUCACCAACAAAGACUGCAAGAGCUGUUCCAUCGGCAUGGUGCUACCUCUGUGGAGUGACACAAAGAUCCAUCUGGACGGAGACGGGGGGUUUACUGUGAACACGGCCGGUCGGACUCAUGUCUUCAAGCCCGUGUCAGUGCAGGCUAUGUGGUCAGCCCUGCAGGUGCUGCACAAAGCAUGUGAGGUGUCACGUAGGUACAACUACUUCCCCGGAGGCAUGGCUCUCACCUGGAUGGGCUACUACGAGAGCUGCAUCGCCUCCGACCAGAGCUGCAUCAACGAAUGGAACGCCAUGAAGGACUUGGAGACCCCGCGGCCAGACUCACCCACCAUGUUUGUUGACAAGCCUUCAGAGAGAGAGAGGACAGAGUGCCUUAUCAAAGCCAAACUCAGAAGCAUCAUGACGUGCCAGGACCUCGAGAACGUCACCUGCAAACAGAUUCGCACAGAGCUGGAGCAACACAUGAACUGCAACCUGAAGGAGUACAAAGAGUUCAUUGACAAUGAGAUGCUGCUGAUCCUGGGUCAGAUGGACAAAGCCACGCUCAUCUUUGACCACGUCUAUUUGGGAUCUGAGUGGAAUGCGUCUAAUUUGGAGGAGCUGCAAGAGACAGGGGUGGGCUAUAUCCUCAACGUCACCAGGGAGAUCGACAACUUCUUUCCAGGCACAUUCAGUUACCACAACAUACGCGUGUAUGACGAAGAGGCCACCGACCUGCUCGCUCACUGGAACGACACAUACAACUUCAUUGUGAAAGCGAAAAAGAACCACUCCAAGUGUCUCGUCCACUGCAAGAUGGGUGUCAGUCGGUCCGCCUCCACCGUCAUUGCCUACGCCAUGAAGGAGUACGGCUGGUCGCUGGAGAAAGCGUACAACUUCGUCAAGCAGAAGAGGAGCAUCACUCGACCUAACGCGGGUUUCAUGAGACAGCUGGCGGAGUACGAGGGCAUUUUAGAUGCCAGUAAACAGCGGCACAACAAGCUGUGGCAUCCAGACGCAGACUGUGAGAUGGCAGAGGGUCAACAGGGCUUGGCUCAGUGUUGCGGAGGAGAGGAGGGAGGUCACCUGACCCCGGAGCCUGGGAUGUCUCCCUGCUGUGAAGAGGCUCUGUCCGACAAAGGUGCAGCGUGCCCCUCGCCAUGCAGGACUGUCUCACUAGAGAUCGACCCGGCCUACAACAACUACUAUUUCCGCCGGCUCUCGGACUCGGCGCUGGACAGUGAACCGUCGACGCCCGUCCGCGGCCCGCCCCUCCUAGGCAUGGAGAAGGUCUUCAUAGAGAUCGAGGACGUGGAGCGAGACGCUCUGCUGGACGACGAGCCGUUCGAUGGCCGCGAAGGCCUGCCGCUCCCCCACUUCGGGCCGACCGCCGAGGGGACCGCCGCCCAGACCUGCAGCCGCGGCCCCGAGCCGCUGGAGGAGCUGCGUCUGCGGCUGGAGUUCAGCACGGUUGAGGAGGAGGACGAGGAGGAAGUGCAAAAGGAGGAGGCGGAGAUGGAGGUGCUGAUGCAGCCGGACGACAGGGGGGGCGGCGAGGGAGGCGGCGGCGACGAAACGCAAGAUGUCGAGGUGGAGGGGGACACUGAGGGGAAUGGGAUGGACCUGGCGUCCCUCAACGAAAACUCCAACAACAACAACCAUUUGAGCAGUCCACAUAACCACAAAGUGAGUUUGAGUGACGCGAUGUCCAGCCAGAAAGAAGAUUCUCCAACUCUAGCUUCUAAGCUCUGCCUUAACCCCAGUCCUCCUGAAGUCCCAAGUGCUUCAUUCCCACAGUCCCAUACCUCUGCUGAAGACCUCGCCUCGUCCUCAGUGGGACUGCUCCGCCCCUGCGGCCCCCUGUGUCACUGUGCCAAGUGUGCAGCCUCCCCACCGGCAGCUCCCGUGGACGGGGAGGAGGUGCAGCCAGGAGGAUCGCUGCAACUAAUGAAGCCCGAGGACGCUGGAGAUGUGCCGAAAGAAAUGCCUGAAGCUGAUGAAGGUCAGACUGCGGCCGCCUCGGAGGCUCUUCCCGAACUGAUGACGAUGGAUCCGGAGGAGGAGGAGGAGGAGAAGGCUGCAGUGGCUUCUUGCGCUGCCCAACAGCAGGAGACCCUUUUACAGCUGCGCCAAUCUGGACUGGUCCGCCGCCGCGCCGAGAGACUGGAGAGGUUGUCGGGUUUGUCUCAGGAGAGCGUGCACUCUCUGAAGUCUUUCCACGCGUGCCACAAGUCCAAGAUGAGUCCCGGUCGCACCGAGGAGGAAGAGGAGUUCCCCGGCUACGCCGGCGACUUCGUCAAAUCUUCAACGCCAUGCCAAGUGCGGCUGGAGCCGCUGGUGGUUCCUCUGACCAAUGAAGCCUUGCUGGGGGUGGUGGGGUCGGGGCUGCUCACGCCCACCUCCUCGCCUCACGGCUCCACCCUGACGCGCAGCUCCAGCAGCGACAGCCUGCGCAGCGUCAGGGGGAAGCCCGGCCUCGUGCGUCAGAGGGCGCAGGAGAUCGAGACCCGCAUGCGGCUGGCGGGCCUGACCGUGCCCUCCAGGCUGAAGAGGUCCAACUCGCUGGCCAAGUUGGGCAGCCUCAACCUCUCCUCCGAGGACCUCUGUUCGGCCUGCUCCUCAGACGCCGGAACGCUGCUCCUCCUCUCGCUCUCCCCGGAGCCGGACCCCGGCCUGGAGUGGGACUCCUCCCCCACCGCCUCCGCUCUGUCCUCCCGGCCCUGCAAGGACCCGCGCACCCCCGAGAGGGCGCUGCCGGCCGAGCCCAGGAGCUGACGAAAUCAAGUGGAGGUCACACGCACUCCGCUCACCCCUUCGUCCGUCACCCCGUGGGGCUGGAGGAGGAGGCCGCGCAGGUUCACGAGAGAUUUGAAUCUGAGGAAACUAAUGAAAACUUAGAGAAAAAAAAACAACAAAAAAAAAACAACACACACACACAAUGCCAACUGUUGUUCAAAGGGGUCCGCAGACUCCUUUGCCACAUCGUUUCUCCAACUGCUGUUCACAGUGAUGAAAGUCAUAUUGCUGUAUCUGACAAGUGUGUAAAGCCAUCAGUUCACCUCUAACUUUGUUUGAUUCAUGGACAAACAAGUGCCUUACCUACGAGACCAGAGGCACAGAGCUGUGUGUUAGACUGCAGGACGAGACGGUACAAGACGCUCUAUAACCUUUAACCUGGUAUCCAUCGGCACUUACGUUAUAUUUUUUUACCCGCGGGGUAUAAAGUGGUAGCCUACACCGAUAAACUUGAGUCCCUCGGAAAGCUUGACGGAGAGCAAAGUGUUAAAUAAAUGUAGAGUUGUUUACCACAAAAUUUAUGUUUUAGAUGCUAGAGGGUUGUAAAAUUAAUGGUUACCUCAUGUUGCAUUCGCGGAGCUCUCGCUCAGACGAACGCCAGGCAAGAGUUUAACUCCGUUUGUCUGUUGACGUCGAGCGAAAGCGAGGAAAUCGGCCGUUGAAACGGAGACGCGCGCGUUAAUGCAUUCACUACGCGCGAGUCUCCGAGCGAGUGAAUGGGAUGAAAGUAGAGAGAGAGGAUUGGAAGUUUUGCCAGAGGCAUGCUCACUGUUUUCAACAAACAUCUCCGAAGUUUGUUGUUUCUUUGCACUGCUUUUUUUUAUUGAGUGAAUACUGGUACACAGCAAGCUAUCUUCCAAAAUAACAUUGGAGUAAUGUUAUUGACCUCAUCAUUCCCUGUAAUGUACGACGUGUUUGGGAGAGCAGAGUGAGGGCGACAUGCUGCAUGGAUUGAAAUCAUAAUACAAAUGCCAAAUGUGGCAGGAGCUGAGGAUUUAUGACAGUCGAAUCUUAAAGAGAUUUUCCCAGCCUGACUUUAGCCGAACAUUACUGUAUAAACAUUUAACGUACAGUAUAAACACAAAUCAUUACACGCGAAUCCAUUUUUAAGGGUUGCCAACAUUUUAAACUCAUUUGUGCUUUUUGAAAUGUGAAAGACCAAAGUUGUUUUUGCUUUUUUUGCUUUUUUGGCUGUCUUAACAAAUUUUAAAGACCAUUGAAGCUGUACAAAAAAUCUGUGAACCAUAAUGUCAAUCAUGUGCGUAAUUAAAUGCUGUCACGUCUUUUUGCACCUUUUGGGAGAAAUGAAAAGAGACUCCGCGGAGUCGUCAGGCUCAUAGCUGUUAAGCUUUUACGCUCAUAUCAUGGAUGAGUUUCGAAGCAUUUGUCACGCUGACGUGACGGCGAUCACAAUGGGUUACUUCACGGUCCCGUAACCAUUUUCCUUUUAUAUUUAAGUAUGCAGUAAUUUUUGUACUGUACAUUGCUGUAGUUUGAAUGCAUAUUGCACUUUUUUUGUUGGUAAAAAAAAUAACGUACUGUAUGUGUUAACUAUGGAAAUAAACAUUUCUUUUACAUAA